Molecule: messenger RNA, 990 nt
Organism: Populus euphratica (Euphrates poplar)
Lineage: Eukaryota; Viridiplantae; Streptophyta; Magnoliopsida; Malpighiales; Salicaceae
Gene: RCE1
Product: RUB1 conjugating enzyme 1
Exons: 6
Coding region: 175-726 (183 amino acids)
Source: RefSeq, a predicted model, not a curated record
CCCGCCUUCAUUACUCGUAAAUAAUUUGCAAAGCCAAAUCUGUGUGCACUGUGCAACAGAGAAUUCCCCUUUCCCCUCGUUUUAUAAAAAGGCUUACUCGCAAAUCAAUCAAAAAAACUUACUCCUCUCUUUCUCUCUGUGGAUUUUUCUCGAACAGAUAAGGUACCUUGAGCUAUGAUUCGGCUAUUUAAAGUGAAGGAAAAGCAGAGAGAACUUGCUGAAAAUGCUAAUGGUGGCGUGCCGAUCAAGAAGCAAAGUGCUGGAGAAUUGCGUCUUCAUAAAGAUAUUUCUGAGCUGAACUUACCUAAAUCAUGCACCAUGACGUUCCCCAAUGGCAAGGAUGACCUUAUGAGCUUUGAGGUUUCUAUCCGGCCAGAUGAAGGAUAUUAUUUAGGUGGAACAUUUUUGUUCUCUUUCCAAGUUUCCCCGAUCUACCCACACGAAGCACCAAAAGUUAAAUGCAAAACCAAGGUCUACCAUCCAAACAUCGAUUUGGAAGGAAAUGUCUGUCUCAAUAUCUUGCGAGAAGAUUGGAAACCUGUCCUCAAUAUAAACACCAUCAUUUAUGGAUUAUAUCAUCUCUUCACGGAACCAAAUUACGAGGAUCCCCUUAAUCAUGAUGCUGCAGCAGUGUUGAGGGACAACCCAAAGAUGUUUGAAUCUAAUGUGAGAAGGGCUAUGACUGGCGGGUAUGUGGGGCAAUCCUUCUUUCCACGGUGUAUUUAGGUUCUAUUUGGUGGUACAUAGUGCCAAUUCAAAUGUGUUAUCAAUGCUUGAAUGCCCGUGAUUGUAAAAUUUAUCUUCAAAUUAUGUUGUUAUCCUUUUUGAUUCUCUGGGUGGAGCUGGGGGCCUUAGUUCCUAGAAUACCAUGCAACUGAAAACACAAACCUAAUCUGUAUGCAAUUUGUAUGCUAUCGUAACUCUUGGAUGCAAUUUGUAUGUCGACUUGUUAUUUUAUUUAUUUCAAUGUGGAGCGAGGUUAGACAAGAA